This is a messenger RNA of Homarus americanus (American lobster), 2343 nucleotides long. RefSeq lists its product as uncharacterized. Bases 81 to 1427 code for a protein of 448 amino acids. Gene Ontology annotation, cellular component: membrane. The record is from RefSeq and is a predicted model, not a curated record. The transcript has 3 exons. Gene Ontology annotation, molecular function: hexosyltransferase activity. NCBI's taxonomy places the organism in Eukaryota, Metazoa, Arthropoda, Malacostraca, Decapoda, Nephropidae.
UAUUAUGUUAAAGUAAGAGCUUUUUUCCUCUAUCAGCUUACUUCUGGUGUUCACUCCUGGUGGUGCAGGCGUUUGUGUUCAUGCUGUUGGUCGUGAUCUUCUUCUUCAGCCACACACCUUCAACCACCACUCUGCCUCCGAUCCACAUCCCUCUAUGGCAGGUUCAGGAGCUGUUAAGAUACCAAGGGCGACUCCUCAAGAUUGGCAGCAGUGGCCAGUUAGAGGUUCUCCCAGACCGUCCUGAAAGAGGUACCACGUCCGAUGACCCCAAAGUUAUUGUUGAUGACGAAGCCAGUGAUUUUGUCAUUAAAGGAGGUGACGUGAUCAGUCCUCGUGAUGGUGAGGGAGGUGAUGUUAUCAGUCCUAGUGACAGUAAGGGAGGUGACAUGAUCAGUCCUCGUGACAGUGGAGGAGGUGAUGUGAACACUGGUCAUGACGAUGGAAAUGAUGCAAAUACUGUUCAAGGUGACGAGGAAGUAAACACCAACAUUGAUCAUGACAACGAGGAAGAACAGUCAACUAAGGAAUUUAUCCCAGACCAACCUGACACUUCUCCAGUACGAAAGCCUGCUCACAUCCCGAAGCGGUUUAUAAUUGAGGAGGCGGACUACUGCAAGAAAAGACCCAACCUGCAAGUGAUUGCCUAUGUCCAUUCCUCCAUUAUGCGGGUCACACAAAGGAUGCAGACCCGUCAGACCUGGGCCAACGCGUCUGCUUACAAUCUGGGGGAUAUAAGUGUUAAAGUUGGCGCUGUCUUCAUGGUUGGGCGAGCCAAGAAUGAAGUGGAACGAAUGAUUGUGAAGGAGGAGAGUCAACGCUACCAUGAUAUUAUCCAGGGUGACUAUGGUGACCACUACCGCCUGCUGACCUACAAGGGGUUGGCUGGCCUCUACUGGAUCAAUAAGCACUGUUCUCAGGUUCCCUGGACUCUUCAUGCUGAUGACGAUACACACAUUGACAUCUUCCUCUACCACCAGGCCCUUAACGAGCUUAAUGAAGAAUCAAGGCAGAAUUUUGUGUGCAGUCAUAUGUAUGGGCCAGCAAUAAGGUCAGGCAAAUGGAAAGUCAGGUAUGAGGAGUACCCAGCCAAGAACUACCCACUCUACUGCUCUGGCGGGGCAUGGUUCUUGCAGACAAAGUUUAUUCCCCGCCUCUUAGAAGCAUCCAAAGUAGUCCCUUUCCUGUGGGUGGAUGAUGCCUACAUCAGUGGCCUUUUGGCUAAACAGGCCGGUAUUAAACAGUUACCCUUCCAGAAAUAUUAUGGUGGUCCACGUAUCAAGAUGGAAACCCUUGGACACGAGGUCGUCUGGUUCAUUAAAUUUGCUCCUCGCUCAAUCUGGUGGAACAAUAUUGUCAACUAUCAUCGAAAUUAUUCUAUGCAUAAUCCAGUAACUCUGCUUCCAAAAGAAGCAUUCGUUCCAAAAUAAGUGAAUAAUCCAGCUCGAUCAACCUUACAUUGAUUGAUAAGGUACAAGCCAAAUUAGUACUCAGUAUAAAAGCAUAUAUAGUACAGUGAAACCUCUAUUUAAUGGACUAUAUAGAGAAGAAAGACCAUUAUAUCGAGGGUCCAUUUUAUGUGAAACCUCCAUCUAAUGAACUCCAUAGAGAUGAAAGUCCCUUAUAUCGAGGGUCCAUUAGAUGUGAAAUCCUCAUCUAGCAGAAUACAUGGAAAGAAAAGUGCGUUAUGGUUUGAACCUACUACUCGCAAAGUCCAAAGACUUUCAAGAAGUUGCUGGGAUAUAAACAAACCUAUUUUAACUUGACUCUGGGUCUUGAAAAUCUGUAUGUAAUGGUUUUUUAUUCAAAGUACAGUAUUGUACAGGUACUGUAUGCUUAAAAUUAUGUUCCUGAAACACGAGGAGGCAGUCUAAUGCUUCCGAGGUGUGAGGACAUUCCCGAGGCAUGAUUAUGAGGACGUUCACACACAUCUAAAACGGGAGGAGAGAACCAACUCACCAAAAACAUUGAUCUCUGAUACUGAGCUGUGACAAGGUCAACACUGAAAAUUUGAAGAUCAAAUGGUUCUCUGCCAAAAACGACUAAUCAUAAUCGCCUCUUAGGCAUUACGGACCUAAGCAUUAUGGUUGCAGCCCAUUAAAAUGAGUGAUUUAUUAAAACUGUAUCAUGAGUCAGGUCUUAUGUAAACAUGUAAACCACCAGGACAAUAGCCCCAUGUAAUGGUCUUGCCGGCUCCCUUCCUAGUCACCACCCACAAGAUGAUGUUAUAGCGUGUAAUUCAGCUUUGCUAGGUGGUGGUGUGCCCACAACAAAUUAAAUGAUGUAUUUUACCAUUAGACUUAAUUAAUGGAAGUGAAUGUAAUUAUUAAAGUGAACGUAACCAAA